CCCUUUAGAGCUACACAGAUCUGGAAUGAGGUGAUCUGUCAUCUGAAAACAAGAGUAGAGGUGAAAAGAAGACGUCAUAAGCUCCGACAAUACAAUAACUGUUUUACUGGUGCUGAUGCAGUGGAUGUAGUUUUACAUUAUUUAUUAAAUGAUAGAGAUACAUUCUGUAAUGAUUUAUCAAGGGAAAAGGCUGUAAAGCUAUGUCAGACAUUGAUGGAUAAGAAUGUGUUUCUACCAGCCAGUACCAGAGAAUCGUGUAAUAAGAGAUUAUUUGAAGAUAGCAGUCAUAAAUUAUACAAGUUUUUAGAAGAUGAUAAAGAUAGUUUAAGUCAAGAUGGUAAUGAAAGUGAUGAUAUAUCUAUGUAUGAAGAUCAUGAUGAUUUAGGACUAAAUUGGCAUAAAAUUGAUAUUAAAGUUGUCUUGAUAUCACAUAUACUAUCAAUUCAUUCAAUUGAAGAAAUAUGGAAAGAAACAGCUCUAGCUCAACUUUUAACAUUAGUAGAUGUCAAUUUUGUUGAUGGACCCUUAUCAGAUGAAAAACCUGCCAAAAGACCACGUUAUAGUCAUAUCAUCUCCAACACCAUAGCUAAACGUUAUAAUUCACCAUACAAGGGCAGUAACCCAUGUUUUGAAGAUUCAGUAUUACAUGCUGGAUAUGAUUGUAUUGAAUGCUUACCAAAAGGUCUGACUUUACUAAGUGAUGACUGUUUACGCCAAUCCAAUCCACAAGCCAAGAACAAAGUAUUCAACAUCAUAGCCAAACAUUAUAGAGAUUCUGGCGAGUGUAUUCUACCAGAAAGAUUUGUGGAUCUUCAUCUAGCAAUAUUGAAUUUGAUAGUAUCUCAGAGGUCACCACUGGCUCUGAAAGCCUUACAGUUAGAUAUGAUCCUACUUCCAUGGACUGUAAGAGAAGAGUUAUACAGAUUGUUGAAAUUUAUCUCAGCUGUAGCUAAAGAUCCAACUUUGAAAUUGGACAAUUGUGAAUCCAAUGAAGCUAUUGUAUUAAGAGUAUUUACUGAUGUCAUAUUUAAACAUAAAGUUAUGUCACCAGAUCUUGGAGUUGUAUUUGUACAGUUUCUGUUAGAUAAUCUAAUAGAGAUAUUUACUAUACCUGAUGAUAUUAGGGAGAAAGUGGCUUUAAGAAUCUACAGAUUGAAAACUGGCGACAAUUUACCUGUUGUAGAAACCACAUUCUGUCAAAGAUUACCAAAAGAUGAAUAUGAGAAACAAGCAUAUGAAGGUACACAGGAAGCUAUAGUGUCUAUCAUGAAUACCAUAUUAGAUGAUAUCAAACUACCAUUGAAAGAAAAGAAAAAUCGCUUGAAACAGUUUCAGAAAUUCUACCCAUUACUUUACCAACAACAUUUUGCUGGCUUGGCUUAA
Messenger RNA from Lottia gigantea (owl limpet), 1383 nucleotides. RefSeq lists its product as hypothetical. NCBI's taxonomy places the organism in Eukaryota, Metazoa, Mollusca, Gastropoda, Lottiidae. Gene Ontology annotation, biological process: intracellular signal transduction. The record is from RefSeq and is a predicted model, not a curated record. The transcript has 6 exons. The annotation marks the transcript as partial.